Cornus florida is the source of this 3859-nucleotide messenger RNA. Its product is annotated as protein CTR9 homolog. Gene Ontology annotation, cellular component: Cdc73/Paf1 complex. The coding region runs from base 228 to 3515 and encodes 1095 amino acids. The record is from RefSeq and is a predicted model, not a curated record. The transcript is spliced from 24 exons. Gene Ontology annotation, biological process: regulation of DNA-templated transcription. Gene Ontology annotation, molecular function: RNA polymerase II complex binding. Lineage: Eukaryota; Viridiplantae; Streptophyta; Magnoliopsida; Cornales; Cornaceae.
CCUAGGUAGACGUACACGGGUUUCAAGUCUCAAGGUGGACUCGAGUCUCAACCAACCCCAAGCCCCCAAAAGUCCUUUUGAUAUCAGUUUCAAUUUAACAUCGCCAUAUACCCUCUCCUGUUCUCCACCCACGAUCCCCAGUAGAACCACAGUACUAGGGUUUAUGGAAAAAGGAACAAGAAAUUAACAGUUCGAUCGAUAGUUGAAACCCUAGCGUCGGAAUUCAAAUGGCGUGUGUGUACAUUCCGGUGCAGAACUCCGAGGAAGAGGUCCGGGUCGCUCUCGAUCAACUCCCAAGAGACGCUACUGACAUACUAGACAUUCUAAAGGCCGAACAAGCCCCCCUUGAUUUAUGGCUUAUAAUCGCGCGGGAGUACUUCAAACAAGGAAAAGUUGAACAAUUCCGCCAAAUUUUGGAGGAAGGUUCUAGUCCUGAAAUCGAUGAAUAUUAUGCAGAUGUGAAAUAUGAGAGGAUUGCCAUUCUAAAUGCUUUAGGGGCUUAUUACAGCUACCUUGGAAAAAUUGAGACAAAACAAAGGGAAAAGGAUGAGCAUUUUAUCAUGGCAACACAAUACUACAAUAAAGCAUCGAGAAUUGACAUGCACGAGCCUUCUACAUGGGUUGGGAAAGGUCAGCUUUUACUGGCUAAGGGUGAUACAGAACACGCAGCUGAUGCUUUCAAGAUUAUAUUGGGGGGAGAUCCUGAUAAUGUUCUUGCUCUUCUUGGUCAGGCGUGCGUUCAUUUUUAUCGUGGACUAUAUUCUGAUUCAUUGGAGUUGUACAAGAGGGCCUUGCAAGUGUAUCCUCAAUGUCCUGGAGCAGUAAGACUUGGCAUAGCUCUAUGUCGCUACAAAUUGGGUCAAUAUGGGAAGGCAAAGCAAGCAUUUCAGCGUGUUUUGCAGUUAGAUCCAGAAAACGUCGAGGCGCUUGUGGCACUUGGAAUUUUGGAUUUGAAUACAAAUGAAGCUUCUGAUAUUAGGAGGGGGAUGGAAAAGAUGCAGAGAGCUUUCGAGAUUUAUCCAUAUUGUUCGCUGUCGCUGAAUUAUCUAGCAAAUCAUUUCUUCUUCACUGGUCAACAUUUUCUAGUUGAGCAACUGACCGAAACUGCACUUGCUGUGACUAAUCAUGGGCCAACAAAGUCACAUUCGUACUACAAUUUGGCACGAUCAUACCAUAGCAAGGGGGACUAUGAAAAAGCUGGAUUGUACUACAUGGCAUCUGUAAAGGAAAUCAAUAAGCCACAAGAAUUUAUAUUACCAUACUAUGGUCUGGGCCAAGUACAGCUGAAAUUGGGAGAUUUUAGAAGUUCUCUUUCAAACUUUGAAAAGGUUUUGGAAGUUUACCCUGAAAAUUGUGAGACACUGAAAACACUUGGACACAUUUAUAUUCAGCUUGGGCAGAUUGAGAAGGCCCAGGAGUUCAUAAGAAAAGCUGCUAAGAUUGACCCUCGUGAUGCACAGGCAUAUCUGGAUCUAGGAGAAUUACUAAUUUCAACUGAUGCAGGAGCUGCUUUAGAUGCCUUCAAAACUGCACGAGUUCUGCUUAAAAAGGGAGGUGAAGAAGUACCAAUAGAAUUGCUUAACAAUAUUGGAGUUCUUCAGUUCGAAAGGGGAGAGUUUGAGCUUGCGAAACAAACUUUCAAGGAGGCUCUAGGUGAUAACAUAUGGGGCAAUUUCAUCUAUGGUGCACCACAAUCCUGUGCCAUUGAUGCCGGUGCAUCUAUCAAUCAAUACAAGGACAUGCAAUUGUUCCAUCGACUUGAGCUAGCUGGUAUCAUUGUCGAACUACCUUGGAAUAAAAUCUCAACACUGUUUAACAUGGCUAGACUACUUGAGCAGUUGCAUGACACUGAAAGGGCUAGCAUCUUGUACCGUCUGAUCCUAUUUAAGUAUCCAGACUACAUAGAUGCUUAUCUAAGGCUUGCUGCCAUUGCAAAAGCUCGAAAUAACGUUCAACUAAGCAUCGAACUGAUUGGUGAUGCUCUGAAGGUGGAUGACAAGUGCCCAAAUGCAUUAUUAAUGCUUGGAGACUUGGAACUUAAGAAUGAUGACUGGGUCAAGGCCAAAGAUACCUUCCGGGCUGCUAAGGAUGCAGCUGCUGGACAAGAUUCUUAUGCUACUCUUUGUCUGGGAAAUUGGAACUACUUUGCAGCAGUUCGCUCUGAGAAAAGAGCUCCUAAGUUGGAAGCUACCCAUCUGGAAAAGGCUAAGGAACUCUACACAAAAGUUCUGGUUCAGCAUACUGCUAACUUAUAUGCUGCCAAUGGUGCUGGUGUGGUCCUGGCAGAAAAAGGUCAAUUUGAUGUUUCAAAGGAUCUUUUUACACAGGUUCAAGAAGCUGCAAGUGGAAAUGUUUUUGUCCAGAUGCCAGAUGUGUGGAUAAAUCUGGCACAUGUUCAUUUUGCUCAAGGAAAUUUUACACUGGCUGUAAAAAUGUAUCAAAAUUGCUUGCGGAAGUUUUAUUAUAACACAGACAAUCAAGUCCUUCUCUAUCUUGCCCGUACACAUUAUGAAGCUGAGCAGUGGCAAGAUUGCAAGAAGACUUUACUAAGGGCCAUCCACUUGGCUCCUUCUAAUUACACACUAAGAUUUGAUGCCGGUGUUGCAAUGCAAAAGUUCUCUGCGUCAACAUUGCAAAAGACUAAAAGGACAGCAGAUGAGGUGCGUUCAACAGUUGCAGAGCUUAAGAAUGCAGUUCGUGUAUUUAGUCAGUUAUCUGCUGCUUCAAAUCUUCACUUCCAUGGGUUUGAUGAAAAGAAAAUUGAAACCCAUGUUGGAUAUUGCAAGCACUUGCUUGAGGCCGCAAAAGUUCACUGUGAGGCAGCUGAGCGUGAAGAGCAGCAGAAUAAGCAGAGACAAGAACUUGCUCGUCAAGUCACAAUUGCUGAGGAAGCCCGUAGAAAAGCAGAAGAACAGAGGAAAUUUCAGUUGGAGAAAAGAAAACAAGAGGAUGAGCUAAAGAAAGUUAUGCAACAGGAGCAACAUCUAGAGCGUAUAAAGGAGCAAUGGAAGAGUAGCACUCCUGCCUCUAAGAGGAAGGAUAGAUCCCAGAUUGAAGAUGAAGAGGGGAGGCAUGGUGAGAAGAGGAGGAGAAAGGGGGGAAAGAAGAAAAAGAGGGACAAGAGCUCUAAAUCACGUUAUGAGACAGAGGAAGCAGAAGCUGACAUUAUGGAUGACCAGGACGAAUUGGAGGAUGACGAUUCAAACAUGAACUAUGGGAAGCACUCUAAUCAGACGAAUGAUCAAGAUGAUGGAGAAGAGAAUGCUCAAGAUCUUCUUGCAGCUGCUGGGCUUGAAGAUUCUGAUGCUGAGGAUGACAUGGCUGCACCUUCAAAUAUAAGCCGAUUGAGGCGGGCAUGGUCAGAAUCCGAUGAUGAUGAACCAGUACAGAGGCUGCCGGAGUCCAACCUCGUAAGAGAGAAUUAUGGCGAGAUGCAGGAAAGUGAUGGGGAAGUCAGAGGAGAUGAUGAAAAAGUGAAUGAAGAUGGUGCUGCUGCUGAUGAUGAUGACUACUGAGAACAAACAAGUCGAGAAAGGCCCUGCAAAGAAAGGAGUAUACUUAUUAGCAGGACAGCAUUUUCAGUCUGAUUCUAUGAAAGGAGAUGAGUGAUAGUCCCUAAAAAGCUAUGGUAUAGAAAUGGUUGUAGUGAGUUUCAGGAUCUCUGCUUGUGUGGAACUAUCAAAUGCAUACAUGCCCUUUGAUACUGAAAAGCCUUUCAUUGCGGAACCACAACAUUGUCUAGAGAUGCCUUUUGCAUACUCCAUAAUUGUAACUUACAAACUAUAGUAUACUCUAAUUCAUAUUUUUAAUCUUCUGUUAAUGAAAAGCUAUUGUCAUUUACCCACAUAUAUAUAUAUAG